AUGACGUCAGCAGGCGGCGCCGGGGCCAUGGCGGCCGCGCCGGGCCCGCGGGCCGGGGCUGAGGCUGAGGCUGAGGCUGAGGGGCGGCGGCGGCUCCUGCGCUCCGUGACCCGGCUGCAGGCCUGUGCCAGGGGGUUCCUGCUGCGGAGGCGGCUGCGGAGCGUGCGGGAGGAGUUCGAGGCCGUGGUGCUGGAGAUCGAGGGCGACCUGAGGCAGCUGCGCUGGAGCGGCCGCGUUCUGCAGCGGCCGCGCUUCGGCCCCGAGGACGCUCCCGGCCCUGUCCCCGCAGGAUUUGGCGCUCCAGGUGCAGCCCGGCCUGCCCAGCCCUCUCCAGGGAAACCCUCGGAGCCAGGGGAGGCUGCAGAGAACAAAAAAAGAAAAAACCAGGAAAAGCCAAAUCCUGGUGGAGCAGAGCGGGGUGGGAGCUGUGGGAACAUCCCCCCUCCAAACCCCAAAAACGCCAAACCCCACCCAAAGCCCCCAGAUUUGGGGUGUGGUGCUGCAGAGACCAAAACCAUUCCCAGAAAAACCCGGGAGAAGCUGAAUCCUGGUGGAGCAGAGCGGGGUGGGAACAUCCCCCCCUCAGCCCCCCUGCCCCGGGGCACAACCCCAGACCCCAAAAACCCCAAAACCACCCCAAAGCCCCCAGAUUUGGGGUGUGGUGCUGCUGAAAGCCCCGAGGAGGAAGAGGAGGGAGCCCUGGAGUGGGACAGUGACAGCAGCGAGCUGGGAGCCAGCCCAGGAAUCCCAGAGGAGCUGCAGGGGCUGCCCCGCUGGGAGCUGCAGGCCCUCAGGACUCAGCUCCUGCUGGAGCUGCUGUGGGUCCAACAGGCCAUUGCCAGCAGGAAACACUUCCUGCUGCUGAAGCAGAAGCUGGGGGUUCCUGCCCAUCCCAGCAGCAUUCCCGAGUUCCUGGCCUGCUGUGGAGAAGCCCUGGAGCUGCAGCAGCAGCAGCAGCAGCAGCAGCUCUGAUGGCACAGGGACAGCUGGGGAUGUCUCACUCCAGAGGAAUGGAACAAAAUCCUGCUGGGGACGUGGGGUGUGAGCAGGACUGAGCAGCUGGGGAUGUCUCACUCCAGAGAAUUGGAACAAAAUCCUUCAGGGGACGUGGGGUGUGAGCAGGACUGAGCAGCAGCGGCCGUGGGGAGCGUCCUGGAGGGAUCCAUCCCAUCCCAGCCAUGCCAGGAGAUCCCUGCAGUGGCUGAGCUGGAGGAUGCAGGUGGGACACGAGGAUUGGCACUCCCAGCAGGUGCUGGGGAGGAGCUGCAGCUGCAGGAAGGAGCUUUUCCCACAGAACUGUGGGGAUUCCGUGGGGGAAUCCGGGUUUGGGGUGGCUCUGCACUAUCCUGGGUGUCCCAGGGGAUUUUUGGGAGUGGGGAGGGAGAGCCAGCCCCUGAUCCUUGGGAUGAGGCUCAUUCCUGCCUGGGAAUUCUCUCCUGGGCAGAGGCAGGAAAGCACCUGGUGCUUUGGCAAUUCCUUCAGCUCAGGGACAUCCCAGAUCCAUCAGAAAGGGACAUAGAGGGGACAUCCCAGGUCCAUCAGAAAGGGACAUCCAGGGACAUCCCAGAUCCAUCAGAAAGGGACAUCCAGGGACAUCCCAGGGGACAUCCCAGAUCCAUCAGAAAGGGACAUCCCAGGUCCCUCAGAAGGGGACAUCCAGGGACAUCCCUGAUCCUUCAUAAAGGGACAUCCAGGGACCAUCCCAGGUCCCUCAGGGACUUUCCCCAUGGUGCUGUGCUCCCCUGCCCCGACCCCACUGCAGAUGUGGAUCCUUCUGCUCUGGAAUUCUGAAAUUCUUUUUAUUUUUUGGGAAUAAAAAAAAAAUCUUUUCCUGAUGCUGAA
This is a messenger RNA of Agelaius phoeniceus (red-winged blackbird), 1842 nucleotides long. NCBI's taxonomy places the organism in Eukaryota, Metazoa, Chordata, Aves, Passeriformes, Icteridae. The record is from RefSeq and is a predicted model, not a curated record.